AUGGCGUCGACCACGUCCUUCAAGGACAGAAAUCUCAUCGCUGUCAUAGGAGAUGAGGACUCAAUAACAGGUCUACUUCUUGCAGGCGUCGGCCAUAUCAACGAGCAUCAGAGGAAGAACUUCCUCGUCGUCGACUCUAAAACACAAAUAUCAUCGAUCGAAGCUGCGUUCCAGGAGUUCACCCAACGGAAGGACAUCGCAAUCGUCCUCAUUAACCAGCAUAUAGCAGAGAAGAUACGACCGACGGUAGACCGCUAUCAGGAAGCAUUCCCUACGUUGCUCGAGAUACCCUCCAAGGACCAUCCAUAUGACCCUUCGAAAGAUUCGGUAUUGAAACGCGUUCAGAAGCUUUUCGGCGAGUAGACUGCAUAUCCUUUGUUACAUCACUCGUAUUGCUAGGGGUUCGUGCAUAACCGCAGUUGAACGUCCCUUUGUACCAUAUAAUACAGAUGUGCAUGGCAAGCAGUAGUCUACUAUGCCUAGAUAAUGGAUAGGCCUCCCAUACCUUCGAAUUAGGUAUCGGGGUGGCAAGUUCAGUGUUUUAUACCGAAGUGAACCGCAUAAUGGGCUCAUUUUCCCGGACACCUGGUGCUCGUUCAACGAACACCCUCACUGGAUGCCGGGUUUCUGAGUCUAAGGUUGAAACUUUGACAUCAGUA
This is a messenger RNA of Suillus paluster, 659 nucleotides long. RefSeq names its product ATPase, V1 complex, subunit F. NCBI's taxonomy places the organism in Eukaryota, Fungi, Basidiomycota, Agaricomycetes, Boletales, Suillaceae. Gene Ontology annotation, biological process: proton transmembrane transport. Gene Ontology annotation, molecular function: proton-transporting ATPase activity, rotational mechanism. Gene Ontology annotation, cellular component: proton-transporting V-type ATPase, V1 domain; fungal-type vacuole membrane. The coding region runs from base 1 to 363 and encodes 120 amino acids. The record is from RefSeq and is a predicted model, not a curated record. The transcript is spliced from 5 exons.